AAUUACCCUUGUUUUUUAAAUCAUUAGUGAUCCAUUUAUUACUGGGAGUCGUGUGGUGGUCUUUGUUAGUAACUGUUGACAAAUAAUCACCAUAUUAAUUAAAAAUAAGUUUCCAAGUCACUCCAUCAAUCACUACUAUCAUGUAUAUCAUAAAUAUUCGAUUGUUUAUCUCGAUAUAUUAUAUAUAGUAAAGUAUUAAAACAUUAUCAAUUAUCUUACCACCCUGAUACCACCUACCGGUGUCAUGAAAAUCAAAAUUAAUAGUUUCCGUCUUUAUUACUGUUCUCGCUGCCGUGUUAUCGUAUUUGUAAAAUGUUAUUUUUAUUUUUGAUAAGUUUGGUGCCUCUAGCGGUUGCUAAAAAUGAAUUGUACAUGGGGUACAAAGUUUACAAUGUUAAACUCACGUCACAACUGCAGCAUGAAAAUUUACACCUGUUAAAGGAAGACAUAAUAGACUACUGGAUAAAGCCGAACUUUAAGUAUGGCGUCACAGGUUUAGCCAUGGUACCUCCCUCACAUUUCAGGUGGUUUGAAGAAAGGCUUGAUGAGCUGAAAGUUGACAAGACAAUUGCUAUUGAUGAUGUAUAUGAAUACUUAUCUGCCAAGGAAUCAAAGGUCAUAAAAGAGGCACCAAGCAACGCUUUCAAUAACGAAGACCCUAAUGAAACAUACGUAUCUGAUGACCAGGGAGAUUAUAACAGAACCGGGGAAAAGAACUUCACUGACGAAGACGAGAAUGGCGGAAAUGAAACCGAAGAAACUAACGUGACUGAUGAAGACGAAGACGGUGGAGAUGAAACUGAAGAAACUAAUGUUACGGAUGAAGAUGAGGACGGUAGAGAUGAAACUGAAGAGAUUGAUGUAACCGAGGAAAGUGAAGAGGAUGACAUCACUUUUAGCUUUGACGAUUAUUAUCGAUACAACACAAUACUGGACUAUAUAUACAAAAUACGAGAUGCGUAUGUAGAUUCUCAAACUACUUCUGUUGGAGUUGUAGAAUUCGGUUCAACUGAUCUUAAUAGACCUUUGGUAUAUCUAAAAUUAACUAGAACCGGUGGCGAAGAAAACAAGCACAUUAUUGUAAUCGAGGGAGGAAUAAACCCCAGGGAAUGGAUCACUAUUCCUUCUGCAUUAAAAAUUGUAGAAGAAGUAUUAGAAAGUAACCAGGCGAGAUAUUUAGAUAAUUUUGAUUGGAUUGUUGUACCUGUGGUAAAUCCUGAUGGAUAUGAAUACACGCAUACAGAUCUUCGUCUCUGGGAAAAGAACCUCAGCACGAAAAGCAAUUUGGGUUUCAUCUGUCCUGGCGUCAAUAUCAACAGAAAUUUCAACAUCGACUGGUCUAGAGCUGAUUCUAGUUCCAGUGCUUGUAGCCACCUUUAUGCCGGUACUGAAGCAAACUCUGAAAUUGAAACCCAAUUAAUUCAAAGUAUCAUAGAUACUUACAGAGACCGGAUCAGCAUGUACGUUUCUCUACAGAAUGGUGGAGGCUAUAUCUCUUAUCCAUGGCAGUAUGAAUUCGCUGCAAGUGGUACGUUCCGACAGAACCAUUUGCUUGCCAUGGAAAUGGUAGCAGCAAUGCAAGAUGAAUAUCAUCUGGAUACAGCAUCAGUAGCUUACGGAGAUAGAGCGUCUGGUACGAGUUCAGAUUAUGCCAGAACUAAUGAUGUGCUAUAUGCUUUUAAUAUUGAUAUUAUACGACGAGGAACUGAUGGAGUUAUUGUGCCAGAAAAUGAAAUAGUAGACAUUGUCGAAGAUGUUUGGCGAGCUGUGUCUGUCGCAGCUGAUAAUUUGAUAAACUAGAACUAAAAAAAAUGGUUGAAAUGAAGUUGUUUCAUUCUUUUAUCGUUUUACUGCGGAUGGUUCAGAUGGUGUAUUUAAUUCAUUAUUUAGGCAUAGGUAGUUGAAAACAAUAUGUCGAUAAAAUAAAUCACGCAAAAGUACGUCUAAAAAAAGAUUAAAAUCUUAUGCAUCAGUUGUGUCAUAGUACUUUAUGCAACAAUGAUAUAUCUUUUUUCCAACACUCGGCCAAGUUUCGUUUUGUAACUUCAACCCUUGAAUUUUAAAAACUAAUUAUGUUCUCAUUCUGUUGCAUACAUUACUUUUUCUCCGACAACGGAAAACACAAAAAACUCGAGAGCAAUGAAAUGGGUUACUGUGUCCAUCAAAAUCUAAAUAUCUUAUUUAUUUUUCUGCAGAUAGCAUCGAAGUGUCUACC
Molecule: messenger RNA, 2215 nt
Organism: Cydia pomonella (codling moth)
Lineage: Eukaryota; Metazoa; Arthropoda; Insecta; Lepidoptera; Tortricidae
Product: carboxypeptidase B-like
Exons: 5
Coding region: 313-1800 (495 amino acids)
Biological process (GO): proteolysis
Molecular function (GO): zinc ion binding; metallocarboxypeptidase activity
Source: RefSeq, a predicted model, not a curated record